AUGGAGAGAAGAAGUAUUAUAAACCUGUGCACAAAUACUAGUGAGGGAACAACAUUUCUCAUGUCAAAGGAAAUGUCAGAUCAGUCACACACUAGUGAGGUUAUAUAUGAGCUGGUUGACAAGGCAAUUGAGGAUGUAGGUGCUGAAAAUAUGGUGCAGAUUGUGAUAGAUAAUGCUUCUAACAACAUGGGAGCAAAGGCAUUGCUGCAUAUCAAGAGGCCAAACAUAUUUUGGACUUCUUGUGUAACUCAUACCAUCAAUUUGAUGCUGCAAGGUAUUGGUAAUGUUCCAAAAUUCAAGAAGACAAUUGAUGUAGCAAAAUCAUUCACUAUCUUUGUCUAUGGCCACCACCGAACCUUGGCAUGUUUGAGGUCCUUCACCUUGAAGAGAGAAAUCAUAAGGCCAGGGGUAACCAGAUUUGCUACAGCCUAUCUUACACUGCAAAGUAUGAUGGAAAAGAAGGAUUGUCUAAGAAAGAUGGUGGUUGAUUCCAAGUGGUAUGACUUACCUGAUGUAAAGACCAAGAAGGGCAAGGAUGCUACAGCCACGGUGUUGAACAUUCGUUUUUGGAAAGAUGUGUCCCUUUGUUUGAAGGUCUUUGAGCCCUUGGUGAAAGUUCUACGUUUGGUUGAUGGGGAUGUGAAGCCAUCUAUGGGUUAUGUGUAUGGAGAACUUCUUAAGGCAAAGAGGGAGAUCAAGGAGCCAUUUGGAAAUGUGGAAAGGAACUAG
Molecule: messenger RNA, 729 nt
Organism: Panicum virgatum (switchgrass)
Lineage: Eukaryota; Viridiplantae; Streptophyta; Magnoliopsida; Poales; Poaceae
Exons: 1
Coding region: 1-729 (242 amino acids)
Source: RefSeq, a predicted model, not a curated record